Molecule: messenger RNA, 1641 nt
Organism: Ectocarpus sp. CCAP 1310/34
Lineage: Eukaryota; Phaeophyceae; Ectocarpales; Ectocarpaceae
Source: the annotation of a GenBank genome assembly
AUGGCACGGGGACACGGAAGGAAGGGACGCGGGAAGGGCCACUCGAGCAGGUGCAAGGCGAAGGCGCCGUCGUGGAGGAAUGUGUGGACGGUCAUCGCCAACCCCGCGGACGGUUCGUGCGGGCUCUACGGCAUGCUGCAGCUACUGUUGGUGAAGAAGCGCGGCAUGUCCGCGUCGGAAGCCGAGGGGGUGAUCCGUCGCGCCGCUGGUACGCAAGAAAUGCGUGAGCUGCUGAUGGCGUGCCGCCGGCGCGUCGUGGACUACCUUCGUUUUCGUGGCUGCCCGGAAUUGGCGGUUUUCUUAACGAACGGGAAAGAUUCCGGCUCGACCGGCUCGGCCGGCUCGGGCAAAUCCCCCACGGCGGAGCUCGCAUCUCGGGCCGAGUGGGAAGUGGCCAUCCUCGAGGAGGGGAGCUACAUCGCCGGCAUCGCAAUCUUGGUGCUGGGUCGCAUCUUCGGGAUCCCAGACGUGAGGAUCGUGUACGAGGUUCGCGAAGUCGGCUUGGUGGAUAAAUUCAACCCCAAUGAUGCGGUGGAGCCUACCGACAAUGUGGCCGCAGUUCUGUGGUCGAGGGGGAAUCACUUCGAGGCCAUGGUCCCCAUUGCUCACGAUGCCGGCACCGAGGCUUCCACGGGAAACGACCCGGUCUCAGUCAUGGAGUUCUGCCUGCAGGCGCUAAACCGCCCCGCCGACGACUCCGUGGACGACGGCACUGGAAUGAACGACGGCGCGUUCGUGGCCGCCGUGAUCGAGUUCGCCCGUCGCAUCCCUCGCCGCACCGGAUCCGGGAAGAAGGUCCACAAAACUCGCGGCAUUCGCAAGUGCCCCCGCGGACGCACGUCGCUCACGCGCAGCCGUGCCUCUCGCUUCCGCGACAUCUACCGUAGGCUGCGGAGCAUCAGGGGAGGCGGGGACAGUGACGAUUCGGGGGCACCUUUGGGUGGGGGAGCGACGGCGGACGCAGGUUUGCCUCCGCCAGCUCCGGAGGUCCAAGACGCUACGGACGUGUCGGAGACUCACGGGGCCUCGGUGGAUGCGGGGCUAGGGGACGGAAAGGCAUACACUAAGGCGCGGCUCGUGCGACACUCCACGUGCGUGUUUUCGUUACCUAACCUGUCACCCAUCCCUCUCGUCUGGACCGUUCAGGCACCCGCGUUCGGCGGUGCUUUCCCGUCCGCUUCCGCGUCGAGCACCACGCCUUCAGCCAAUUCCACCGAGAGCUCCCCGUCUUCAGCCGAUUCCACUGAGAGCUCCACGUCUUCCACCGAUUCCGUUCCGAGCGCGCCGUCUUCAGCCGAUUCUGUGGGGAGCUCCACGUCUUCCACUGAUUCCGCGUCUAGCGUCCCGUCUUCGCCCGAUUCCCCGGGCGGUGGGCCGGACGGGAACACUCCGGAGGGCCCGGACGCCAUGGACGUGUCGGGGGCUGCUGCUCAGGAGACUCCAGUAAGGGUGGGGACUCCCGGGGCUCCGGUCGUCGCGGAAGCUACGGUUGAAUCUGACACUACAGAUGCCCCGGACGCCAUGGACGUGUCGGAGGCUCCGGUGACCGUGGGGACGACGAGUGCACCUGCUUCGAGUGUUAAGCCGCGGUCUAGGCGAAACGCAAAAGGCCCCAGACAGGGGUCUAGUCUCCGCGGCUGA